AUGGACAUUAACUUGUUGGGAUCCGAAGAAUUGAAAUACGAAUUAACGAUUCGUGGACUGCCUAUUGCUGGUACUUUCGCUCAGCGUAGAGCAGAAUUAAGAAGUGCCUUGCGUUUGGAACGUUCUGGGGAACGUGAAAAUCCUGCAGUUUCUCCUUAUGAAGCGGCUUCAGAAAUUUGUUUGUGUGGAGCUAAAUUGUAUUCUAUCGAAAGGGAUAUUUUGAAUUUUGAUCAGGAAAACAGGGAGAGUGAGUUUAAAAGGAUAAGCACCUUGUUAGAACACAGUCGAAAACGCAUUGCUAGAAUUAAUGCAACUAUGGAGCCAGACGAAAUUUUGAAAAAUGAGUUGAGUUCGAAGUGUGGAUUUUUCUUGAAACGACUCCAAGGUGUAUACGAAGGUGAUAUUAAUCCUAGUUCAAGUUCACGGGUAAAUACAAACAGGGAGCCCAAUGUCUCAUAUGACUUAGUUGAAUUAUCGGACAAUGAUACAGUAGCCUCGGACCAUGAUGAUAAUGGUAUUGAUGAACCUUUGAAUCAAGUGGUGAAUGAUGGAAAUCUUCGUAGACUUAUUGUACCCCGGUUGAGUCAUUUCGUUUCUGAUUUAUCAGAUGAUCAUACAAAUUUAGGUAGGCCUAAUUCGGAGUUUGAGAACGUCCCUCAUCAUCAUCAACCUUCAAGGACUACGGCUUCAAUUUCAAGGGAUAGGCCAUUGCCUGCAUAUCCGUCAUUGUUUCCAAGACCCCCUGUGGCUGACAAUAAUUUACUUUAUCCUCCAGAGGAUGUACAGGAAGACGCUCGCAUAUUACCACCUCAUUCCAACCCGUUUUCAAGAAGUCACUCCCUAUUAAAUGCUCCCAUUUCAAAUAUUCAGUGGAAAUCUCCUCGAUUUCCUAAUGAUAGAGCUGCAUCAGAUGAACAACCCCGCUAUUUCCAAUCCUCGGCUUUGGUUCAACCAAAUAAUAAUCCUUUUUCUGCAAGAGUCACACGUGAUCGUAGUUCCGUGAGCCGUCCAUUUGAUGGUAAUGUCGAUCCGAUUUUACAGGAUCACCCAACCAUAAGGAACAACAGAAAUGAUCGAACUAGUCGAAUUUCGCAGUUCAGUAGUUCAGUUAUCAUGGCUAGACCACUGACCCAGAAGGAGAUGGAAGAAGAGGUGCAGAAGAUCCUAGAUGAACAAGAUGGUGCAGGCAUUGACAUGAGUGAUGAAGACUUUGACGAUUCUGACAAGGACCCAGACUAUAGUGAUGAACUGUCAUCUGAGGAUUCAGAUAGUGAUGAAGACGCUCCUGGACCUUCUAAACGUUGUAAAAUAAAAACAGACUCGUCUAGAUCUCCAUCACCCCAAAUACCACCAACGCCAAUACCUGGAGUAGAAAUUCUAAAAACUGGUGGAGGGGACAAUACAAAGUACAAUAUGCUUUCUCCACAGGAUGUGAAGAUUUUAAGUCUUCUACAAGAAAAAUAUUUCUGUGUGGACAAUGUCCUGGAUUCCAACGUUGCUAUGGAAAAUAACUCAGAAACUGAAAACACAUUUUUUGCAAUACCUUCAACAUCUAGGAAUUUCCAAUCUUGUGAUGAAUCCCUAAAGAGACCAUUGUCCCUAAAAGAAGAACAAUCACAGAGCUUGUUACAGUUUCAGCCAGUAAAGAAAUUUAAAGAAAAUCAGAAACCAGAAAAUGUGAAAACUGUUUUUGAGGAAGAACAAUCACAGAGCUUAUUACAGUUUCAGCCAGUGAAGAAAUUUAAAGAAAAUCAGGAACCAGAAAAUGUGAAAACUGAUAAUGUCAAUAAAAAAAAUAAUAAGAACGUGAAAAGUACUAAUAAAAAACCUAAUUGUUAUGGAGAAACCAUCUCGAAGCCUUCAGGUGUUUCGGCCAAAAAAUUUGAAGUAUAUAAAAAUAAAAUAAAAGUUUUGCAUUUAGUGCAAAAAAAUGAAGAAGAAACGUUUAAAGGUAUAAAAAUGGAUAAUGAAAUAAAACAAAUAAUUAAGGAAAAAGAGCUCUUGGAUCUUGAAAUAAAAAAAAUACAAUAUGACAGACUUUUAAAAGAACAAUAA
Ceutorhynchus assimilis (cabbage seed weevil) is the source of this 2055-nucleotide messenger RNA. The record is from the annotation of a GenBank genome assembly. NCBI's taxonomy places the organism in Eukaryota, Metazoa, Arthropoda, Insecta, Coleoptera, Curculionidae.